Acaulospora colombiana is the source of this 927-nucleotide messenger RNA. Lineage: Eukaryota; Fungi; Glomeromycota; Glomeromycetes; Diversisporales; Acaulosporaceae. The record is from the annotation of a GenBank genome assembly.
AUGGAAGGUAGACAAGAUCCACCGAUAAUAAGAUUUGAUGAAUCUGAUAUAAUUUCAACUUCUCCCGCUCUUUUACAAGUUUCCGGCACUCAGAUUAAAAUUUCACAAUCAGUCUCUCCAGGAUAUGAAAUUCCCAACUCACAAUUCAACCAAUCUCAGAAUGUUGAUAUAAGAUCAUUCAAUUUAUCAGAUCAAGUUGGGGAAGAUGAUGAGCAAAUUGCCCAAACAUCUCGUAGAAUACCCUCGUUUUUACAACGGCAAAGGAGAAAAUCUUUGCACGUUGAUGACGACCUCAUUCCGAUGUCAAAUUUUUCCAACCGUGAUAAAGAAAGCGUGACUAAUGAAAAAAAAAUUCAAAAGGAUUAUGAAAUAGAUCAGGAAUCUUCGCAAACUGGGAAAAUGCAUAAUCGACUGUUGUCUAUCAAGCGCUCAAAGAGGUUUGGGAUGGUGAGUCAGUUAGUAUCAGAGGCGUCUUCGCGGGUUGUAAAUUUGGCAAAUGUGUCGAUGGAACAACAUCAGAAAGAGCGUUCAAGUUUAACGGAUACGUUAGGGCCUUCAAGUAUGAAAAACUUGGCCUCCACUUUCAAGGAUUCUUUGAAAAACGAAGAAUUCGCCUCGCAACAAAAGCAAGGAGUUGGGUUAGAUCCCCCAAAUUUUAGUUCUUGUAAUAUUGAGCCGCUCAAAGGUUAUUCAUUGGGCAUUUUCUCACCGAACAAUUCCAUAAGAUUAUGGUUUUAUGGUGUGCUGAAUAAGACGUGGACCGAGCCUAUAAUAUUAUGUUUCAUUGUAAUUCACAUCAUACUUUUGGUUGCUGAUGCAUGGGUUCCAUUCGAGGAUAGUCCAAAUGCUCCAAUUACGCCGCCAAAUAUUUGGGGUAGUUCGUGGACUGACUAUGGAUUAUUGAUCGUGUUUACUAUAUUCACGUAA